Molecule: messenger RNA, 1203 nt
Organism: Eimeria maxima
Lineage: Eukaryota; Apicomplexa; Conoidasida; Eucoccidiorida; Eimeriidae
Product: signal peptide peptidase domain-containing protein, putative
Exons: 7
Coding region: 1-1203 (400 amino acids)
Biological process (GO): membrane protein proteolysis
Cellular component (GO): lumenal side of endoplasmic reticulum membrane; membrane; cytoplasmic side of endoplasmic reticulum membrane
Molecular function (GO): aspartic endopeptidase activity, intramembrane cleaving
Source: RefSeq, a predicted model, not a curated record
AUGUCGGUAUCUACGACGGGAGACACGGUUGCCUCGCCUGCAACGUCUGCCGUUGCCGGCAGUAUCAGUGCAACUGCGGCCGGCGGCAGCAAAAGUAACUGUUUGGCCUCUCUGACGUUGUUUUACAGCUGCUUUCUCUGUUUGGCUGUCGUCAUGGGGUCUCAGCCUCUUAUGGGAUACCGGUCUAUAUGGGGCUACAUCCUUUUUCUCUUCAGGUACCUGGCGUACAAGUUCUUGGGCACAAUCUGGGUGAAUAUGUUGCUUACACUUUACCUGACGGGCGUGGGCCUGUUGGCAUUGGGCGAAACAAUAUUCGCAGUGACUAAGCCGCUGUGUCCUCCACAACUGCUGGAUGAGAGUUGGUUGGUCCUUCACCCCAGAGGACCUUUCCUGUGUAUUCGCAAAUGGAUUAGCGGCCCUGCAGCGAAGUCUCCUGAGCCCGACCAGCAACAAGAGCAGCAACCUCAAGAGGAGCCGCCACAAGAGCAGCAGCAACCUAAGGUGGUUGUGGAUUGGAGUUGGCGCUUUAGUCCUCUCUGGAUUAUUUCCCAUUUGGUUGCGUUGGCUAUAUGCACGUUAUGGCUCCUAACAAAACAUUGGGCUCUUCACAACAUCCUAGCAAUCGCCUUCUGCAUCCAGGCGAUAGCGUUGGUCAGCGUGGGCAGUUUCGGCGUCGCCAGCAUUUUGCUAUGCGGCCUCUUUGUGUACGACGUGAUCUGGGUGUUUGGGACGGAGGUGAUGGUCUCGGUGGCAAAGGCCUUCGAGGGCCCCGCUAAGCUGAUGUUCCCUGUUCAAAUCUCCCCUUUGCAGUACAGCAUCCUUGGCUUAGGGGACGUUGUUAUCCCAGGGGUCUUGAUAGCCAUGUGCCUCCGCUUCGACUUGUUUUUGUACCUGAAGCAACAAAACGCAACAGCACAGCAACUAGCAGUAAACAUCCACCAGCGUUUCCCUAAGUUCUACUUUUGCGUGGUCCUUUCCUUCUAUGAGUUGGGCCUGCUAACGACUGGCAUAGUUAUGCUCUAUGCACAGCAUGCACAGCCGGCCCUUCUAUAUCUCGUCCCAUACUGCCUUUUCAGUCUCUUCGGAGCUGCCGCACUCAACGGCAAGAUCAAAGAAGUGCUCGCGUACAAAGAGGAGGAGGAAGCGGGUGGUAGCACGCCGUGCACGUCUGCCCCCGAACAGGCGGAAAAGAAGGAGAACUAA